This is a messenger RNA of Leishmania braziliensis MHOM/BR/75/M2904, 4032 nucleotides long. RefSeq lists its product as hypothetical. Lineage: Eukaryota; Euglenozoa; Kinetoplastea; Trypanosomatida; Trypanosomatidae. Gene Ontology annotation, molecular function: protein kinase activity; ATP binding. Gene Ontology annotation, biological process: protein phosphorylation. The record is from RefSeq and is a predicted model, not a curated record. The coding region runs from base 1 to 4032 and encodes 1343 amino acids. The transcript has a single exon.
AUGGAGCCCUCUCUCAACGCAACGCUUCUCACCACAGCGCAGGUUCCUUGCAGUGAAGGGUCGCGAGCAGAGACGUGUCCACCGCUGUACGCGCACACGCAGAACCCGCCCCGCGCCGCAAAGCGCGCCGCGUACUGCGACUUUGUGUGCCGCGUCGACAUCCUCUGGACGAUUCUCUUCUUCGUCCUCCUCUUCAGUGUCGGCCUCUGCACUUCUGUCGUCACACAGACACUCCUAUCCACCGCGGUGUUCGAAUCAUGGCACAAGCUGCACGCCCUCCACGUGAACGUCACCAGCAAGCAGCUGAGCCAGCAGAUCAGUGCCGCGUACGGCCUUGCCGUCCACAUCCUACCGCUGCAAGUACGCUACCCAGUCCUGAUGCAGUCCGAGGACACACUUGCAACACUCUGCGCCCUCCUCACGGCGUACGACAAGUACACGUCCUUCGACACAUUAUCAGUCACCUCCCUCACACUCCAAGAGGCAAUCGCCUGCAUACAUGGGUUCACUGAUGACGAGUCGACGGACAGUCUCGCCGGGUACGUAUCCUACAACCACACCGUCAACGCCACCUACUACGUCGACAAGGACACCUACCACUUCCAGCGUCCGCUGCGCGCGGCGAUGGUGUGGCCAUUUGCUGCACGUAACGUGUCGAGCAUUAUAAACGAGAGCACGAGCAUCGCCCCCAUCUCCAGGGCCACCCACAACCCGAGCAUCGGCCACCGCAACGCGUGGCGUGUGCAUCCCAUUCUGCCGCACCUCAUGGAGAUGGAAGUACCGAUCGGCAUCGAGUACAGAGACCCCCUAGCGCCGGAGAUUACCUCCACCGACUAUGUGCACCUGUACAUCAACGCCUCGAGGCUUCUACGUGAGCCCGACGGGACGCAGCGCGCAGGUGCCCGCAUUGCGCUCCUCAUCAGCCAAAGCCUCGAUACCCCCGACCCCACCAUCAUGUCGAACAACUGGGGCCAACAGUCGAUCCUCAACUCCACCAUUUACACACCGUUGCUCAGCACCAAUGUCACCUACCUCAAGGUGAGCGAUGUCCGUGACCCACUCAUGCGCGCUGCACUCAAGUACGUCGACCUCACAGCGCUGCAGAACGGGGUCAGCAGUAGCACUGUUGAAUUCCAGCACGACGGCGCACCUGCCAUAGUUACCGCAUGGACCUGCACGACGUCUGGAGGCCUCUCUCUACCUCUCAUCUAUGCCAGCAUGCAAACGAGCAUCACUAUGCCGCUGACGCGCAUUCGCCACAUCAACAACGGAAUCGUAGCCUUCACAGUGCUCCUCCUCACUCUCUCUUUUUGGUAUCUUAUCCACCGCACCGUCUCGAAGCCCCUCAGCGGCGUGCAGGCGAGCCUGUUUGCCAGCGUCAAGCACGGCGGCCGUCAGCUCUACCACGCUGGAGGCAGCAAGUUGAUUCGCUUUGCGGAGUUUGAUGCGCUCAUCCAAGCACACAAUGAAACGAUGAAGCAGCUGCGCAAUGUCGACGCCUUCGUUCCGGAAAGCCUACGACAGCGCGUCACGGACAGCACGGCCAGCCGCAGGUAUGACAGCCCUGCGCAGCGCUCCUCGCGCCCCUUAACUAAUCGGAGGCGCCGAAAACUAAAAGCCACGAAGCUGUCUUUACACCUCUCGACCGUCGUCUAUGUUUCGACGACUCCUAUCGCAUCUCACACCACCGCCCAAAGCUCGCCCCAUUCAUCACCUUUCUCCGAAGAGCAGGAGCCUCUCCAGAUCCGUGGCCAGCGACUCAUCGCGGCGGCCGAGAAAACGGCACACGCAGCCAACACCGCCAACAGCGGCCCCUUCCCCACACCGGCCGCACUCACCGCAUUCCUCACCGCCGUGCAGGAGCUGUGCCGCACGCACCACGGCACGCUGCAUCGCGUCUGCCCCGACGCGUGCGUGCUGCACUUCCACAGCGCCGUGCGCGCACACCUGCCGCGUGGACAGGGAGCAGCGAGUCCGGCGGCCGCGCCCACCAUGAGGCACGGCGUCCCCGCCGCACAGCCGGCACCGCAGCCGCAGGCCCUCGCGCCGCCGGAGGAGACGUGGCGCCACGCCGCGCAGGACGCACGCCGCGCCGCUGCCUUCGCGCUGGACCUGGUGAGCUGGGUGGACGCACAGGGCGGCAGCGGCGCCAGUGCGCGGGGCGGUGGUGCGUCGCCCAUGCCGGACGUGCACGCGCUGCUGGACACGAGCCUGUUCACGUGCGGGCAGUACUGCCCCGCCGGCAGCGAGCAGACGCUACAGGUGGCGCUUGGCCGCGACGUGCAGCGCGCGCUGGGCCGCGUGCCGCAGCGCAUCGGCGUGCGCGUGGCCGUGACGGAGGAGACGGCGACGCUGCUGCGCGCGGAGGUGCGCCGCAGGAGCCGCGGCUGCGGCACCGUGGACCACGGCGUGCGGCUGAUCCCCGUGGAUGUGCUGCGCACGGGCCGCGCGGGGCUGGACAGCGAGGUGGUGGUGCUGUACGAGGCGCUGCCCGGGCGCGUGGUGGGCGACGCGGCGUGGCAGCGGUACGCGCGCUGCUGCUGCGACGGCUUCGCGCACAUGCUGCGCGGCGACUACGCCGGCGCGCUGAACGCCUACCGCGGCGUCGCCGAGAUCGAGGACCUGGAGCCCGGGCUGCUGCCGCCGAGCAUGCGUCGCGAGGCGGCUGCCAGCGCCGCGACGGGCGGCGCCGCGUCGGAGCAGGUGGGGCGGCUGGUGCGCGAGUGCGAGCACCGCGUGCGGUGGCGCAUCACGGAGCCGCUGUGCAGGACCAGCACUAGGCCGUUGAACCUCAGCCAGGUGUUGAGUAAGAGGCCUUCUGAAGACGUUGUUGAAGGAGGUCAUCCUGAAAGUGUGCACGAGACUGCAAGAGAAGUGGAGAGAGGCGUUACGGAAGGGCGUCAAAGGCUGUUCAUUGGGAGAGCCGUGCGGGACUCCAGAGAAUUUUCGAACUACCCAGAGAUUCACGACCGCAGCGUUGUGUACCUUCAGGAGAGGCAGAUGACUCUCCGGUGCGUGCUACCCUCGGCGCCCAGGUGGAUCCGUGACCAUAUGGGACUGUACUGGCAUCUGUCACGCCGCAAGGGCGAGGGUGAGGGGAUCCCAGUCUGGCAGGGCAUGCAGAUGGCCCUGGGCUCCGCUGGCUUCAUCGCAUCGGUCAGCUUUUUCACGUUCCGAGACGUUCAUCCUGUGGUGGCCAAAACCAUUCGCGAUGCGCCACCGGGUCCCAUGUCCGACACACUGCGCAGCGCCACCCCUGUAUGCGGGCCUUCUCCAACCCAAGAGGCCUUUAUGAAAGCUGUCCUUGUCAAGUACCAAUACCUCCGCCAUCCCAACAUCAUUUCCCUUAUCGGGUACUCCCACUCGCUGGAGGGUGGCGUGGUACUGAUUUGGGAGUUCAGCCCUGGUGGGACGCUGCGAGAGCUGCUAAACAGGUACGGACGGCUGCCGACAAUCACAACUAUCCGGUUUGGGUUGCAGGUGUUGUCCGCAUUGUCUUUCCUUCACGAGCAUAACGUCGCACACGGCAACCUCAACCUUGACACUGUCAUGGUUGACUCGGACGGAAGCUGCCGCCUAGUCGGGUUGUACAUGCACGAGCGGAUCCCCUUCGUGCUUCCUGGGACGCACUACAUGAGCCCUGCCAUGGCCACCGGCACAUUACCCACACCCCCGUGCGAUCUCUUCUGCUACGGUCUUCUUGCCUUAGAAGCUCUCACUGGUGAGCCCUGCUGGAGGUGGACAACGAAUGAAGACGGACAGCCAUUCGGCACUAUUCCAGACUUGUUGGUGCUCAUGCAGAACGGAGGGCAGGCGUUCUGUGAUGCAGUGGUAGAGGGGCGUGUGGUGGCCAACGCAGAGGCGUUCGACACACCAAUGUUUGCCGAGAAAUACAGCGAGCUCGCACGGAGCACGCUACGCUGCUGCGUGUCUCACACCCCGUCCAAGCGGCCAACUGCGGUGGAGGUGCGUAAUAUUGUCAAGAUACUCCUUAGCGAGGGGGGCCUCGCCUGUGAAGAGGACGAAGUCUGA